Molecule: messenger RNA, 3320 nt
Organism: Manis pentadactyla (Chinese pangolin)
Lineage: Eukaryota; Metazoa; Chordata; Mammalia; Pholidota; Manidae
Product: zinc finger protein 420-like
Biological process (GO): regulation of DNA-templated transcription
Source: RefSeq, a predicted model, not a curated record
CAGCUCUGCUCUGCUUCAAAGGCUUCCGGAGUGGAGUCAAGAAUGGCUGUUGAACAACCACAAGGCACCUACAAGGACUCUGCAGUUCUUCAUGAGAAGCUAGAGGAUGACUCAUAUAAGUUGCAUGUCUAAGCCAUGCUCCCUAGGUUGGUGUUCUUCAAGGAUGUGGCCAUAGACUUCUCUCAGGAGGAGUGGGACUGCCUGAACUUGGAGCAGAAGGAAUUGUAUAGAAAUGUGAUGUUAGAAAACUACAGCAACCUAGUCUCACUGGAUGUGCUUUCCUUAUUGGAGCAAGGGAAUGAGCCCUGGAAGACUGUGCAGGAUGUGACAAGAAGUCAGAGUUCAGACUGUGAAUCCAGGUGGGCCAGGAAGCUGUCUUCAAAAAGAGAAAUAUAUGGAAGAGAAUCAUCUCAGUGGGAGAUAAAAAAACAAGUUCCAAGCCGUAAGUGGGAGUUCAAACGUUUUCAAGAUGAUAGGGGAUGCAAAGAACAGUGUGAAUGGCAGUUAGGAAAUAAAGAGGAACUUCUCAGGCCACUAGUAAUCACUUAUGAAGAAAUUUCUAAUUUUAACCAGACUGCAUCCCUUACAUUAAAACAGAAAGUUCAUUGUACUGAGAAAUCCUAUGAAUGUAAAGCAUGCAAAAAAUACUUUGUCCGUGGCUUUCAAAUGACUGACCAUCAGAAGAUUCAUUCUGAUGAAAAAUUCUAUGAAUGUAAAGAAUGUGGAAAGGCCUUUAUUUGGGGUUCACAACUUACUUAUCAUCAGAAAGUUCAUGUUGCUACAAAACCUUAUGAAUGCAAGGAAUGUGGAAAAACCUUUAUUUGCAUCUCACAACUUACUUAUCACCAAAAUAUUCAUACUGGGGAGAAACCUUAUGAAUGUAAAGAGUGUGGGAAGGCCUUUAUUUGUAGAUCUCAUCUUACCCAGCAUCAAAGAAUUCAUACUGGUGAAAGACCCUAUGAGUGUAAUGAAUGUGGGAAGGCCUUUUUUUGUGGUUCUCAACUUACUUACCAUCAGCGAGUUCAUACUGCAGAGAAACCCUAUCAAUAUAAAGAAUGUGGAAAGGCAUUUAUUCGUGGCUCCCAACUUACUGAACAUCGGAGAACUCAUACUGGUGAGACCUAUGAAUGUAAGAAAUGUGGGAAAGCUUUUAGUUAUGGCUCACAGCUUACUCUACAUCAUAGACUUCAUACUGGUGAAAAACCAUAUAAAUGUAAAGAUUGUGAGAUGUCCUUUAUUCGUGGUUCACAACUAACUGAACAUCAGAGGAUCCAUACAGGUAAGAAACCACAUGAAUGUAAGCAAUGUGGAAAGGCCUUUAAUUAUGGUUCACAACUUAUUAGACAUCAGAGGAUUCAUACCGGUGAGAAGCCCUAUGAAUGUCAAGAAUGUGGGAAAUCAUUUAUUCGUGGCUCACAACUUACUGAACAUCAAAAAAUUCACACUGGUGAAAAACCCUUUGAAUGUAAGGAAUGUGGAAAAGCCUUUAUUCGUGGCUCACAUCUUACUCAGCAUCAGAGGAUUCAUACUGGUGAAAAACCCUAUGAAUGUAAAGACUGUGGGAAGGCUUUUAUUUAUGGCUCACAACUGACUCAACAUCAGAGAAUUCAUAAAGGUGAGAAUCCCUAUGAAUGUAAACAGUGUGGGAAGAUCUUUAUUUGUGCCUCACAACUUACUCUACAUCACAUUUUUCAUUCUGGUAGGAAACCAUAUGAAUGUAAGGAAUGUGGUAAAGUUUUUAUUCGUUGCUCACAGUUAACUUACCAUCAGAGAGUUCAUACUGGUGAGAAGCCAUAUGAAUGUAAUGUGUGUGGGAAAGCCUUUAUUCGUGGUUCACAUCUCACCCAACACCAGAGAAUUCAUACUGGUGAGAAACCAUACAAAUGUGAAUGUGGGAAGGCCUUUAAUCGUGGCUCACAGCUUACUCAAAAUCAGAGAAUCCAUUCUGGUGAGAAGCCUUAUAAAUGUAGUGCAUGUGGUAAGGACUUCAGACAUCAUUCACACCUUACUCAACAUCAAAAGCUUCAUAAUGGAGAAAAUAUGAAAAUGUUAAUUUAAUAAAUCCUUUACCCAUCUGCCCAUCACACUUAGCUUUGGAAUAUCAAAAAAUUCAUAUUAUAAAUGUGGGACUCCACUUUCAUAGGUAACUCAUUUUUAUAGAAUUCACAGUGAAAGAAAGCUAUAUUCAUAUGUAUGCAGAAUAAUUUUCCAUCAUAUUUCAGUCCUUCUUAGAUGUUAGUGAAAAUAUACAAGAGCACAAUCCUAAAAUGUAGGGUUAGAUUUCUCUUGUUCAGCAUCUUCUGAGCUCUACUGUUUAUGUGUUUUCUUUUGGGGAAGUUACUUAAUCCCUGUACACUUUAGCUUCCUCAUUUAUAAAACAAUAUCUCAUCACUGUUCUGUAAUUCAAAGGAGUAAAUAUGUAUAAAGACUUAAAGCAAUGUAAAAUACAUAGUUUAUUCUAAGUAAAUGUUAGCUAUUAUUUCAAACUUUAUUAGGUAUUUUAAUUAUAUACUGUCACAGACUUCAAAUGAACAAGAGAGACUUCACAAGUACAGUAUGUAAGGUAAACCUUCAUCACUUUUAGCAUCAGAUAAGUCAUUUUGAAACAUGACAUUGUAAUAUAAUUAAUGUAGGGUCAUACCAUGUUCUGAAUCAUGAAAUUCUUACUAGAAGGAAACACUUGAGGGAAAAAUAAGCAUUUGGCUUUACAAAUAAAGCACGUAUGAACAUUUCUGUAUAGGAUUUUGUGUAAACAUAAAUUUCUGUUUAUCUGAUGUAAAUGCCAGCAGUGCAAUUUCUGAGCCAUAGCAAAUGUGUUUUAUCUUAUAAGAAAUGAAGAAAUUAUUUUCCAAAAUGACUUCACCCAUUUUAUAUUCCUAUAAAUAUGACUCAGUAUCUCAUCUCUACUAGCAUUUGGUGUUGUCACCACUUUUCACAGUAACUAUCUGAUAGGAAUGUAAUGACAUCUCUUUGUAGUCUUAAUUUGCAUUUCCCAAAUGGCUAAAGAUGUUGAACACCUCUUCGUGUGCUUGUCAUCUGUACAACCAUUUUAGUGAAAUUCCUGUUUGUGUUUACUUUAUAAUUUUUUUAUUUAAUAUUUUUCACUUUUGGGUUUUGAGAGAGUGAUUCCUAUAUUCUAAAUGGUAAUUAGUUCUUCAUUGGAUAUGUGAUUUGCAAAUAUUUUUUCUGAGUGCAUGGCUUAUCUUUUCAUCCUUUUCACAAGGUAUUUUGAAAGGGAAAAGUUUUCAAUUUUGAUAAGGUCUGGUUUAUCAAUUUUUCCUUUUCUGGAUCUUGCUUUUGGUGGUGGUGUCAAAUCUAAG